CUGCUUUAGAUCAUCUCUCAACACAGUCACCUAUCCUCUGUCGGGAUCUCCUGCCUUCAUUCGCUCAGUCUAGAUCCUGUUAGUCUCGACCAUCUUCAUAAAAGCACACCCAGUCUUUCUCCCCUGGAGCGAGCGAGCAAGAGAGAGAGAGGGAGAGAGAGAGGUGUCACAAUAAAUCAGGACAACAUCAGGCAAGAGACCAUUUCAGUCAACAGACACAAACACACAUGCGACCUGGGAAACAUCAGGCUCAACCAAUCACUACUGAUCAAGUUCCUCGCGCCCACUCUGUGUCUGCAUGUCUGCCAGUGCUCAUACCUUUUAACCUCUUACGCGAACUCUCUGUUUUAUCGAAUCACCUAUCCCAUUUUGGGGGCCGCGCCUGCUCAUCUGCUCAGGCUGACUAACUAGGCCUGCACCUGGAAAUCCCGCUACCACCUUAUCACAAGCAGUGGAACUGGCACGAGACCAUCUUGUUCUUCUUCUUAAUUUUGUUUCCUGAUUUAUUCUAUCCUGUCUCUUAUUAUCAGCAUUUGGGUGCUGGUUGUUGAUUGUUUGGCUCCAGGGUCUAGACUUGAGGGGGUCUUUCCAUUACGCUACAGUAGCGGGACCACACAAGUGGAGUCAUAGGGCCACCACCACCAGAGAACCAUCAUUCUCUCUGUUCUUCCACUCUAUUCUUCAUCCUCAUUCUCGACAUCGUCCUCUUUGCCCCCUCCACCACCACCACCACCUGCUGUAACCAUCCCACUCUCUUUCUUUAUUUACCCUUUGGUGCUGGGUCAUCAGAAGGGUCGGAAAGAAAACUUGCCUUUUAUUCAUUCAUUCCAUCUUCAAUCUCGACCCUCUCGCCGCUCUCCACUUGACUCACCUUUUCUCCCAGGAAGGCUUCUUCCUCUUGUUCUUCUUCUUCCAGAGCACUGCAGUCCAAGGCCGCUCACUGCCUCUCCCGCGCCUCUCCACGGCGUCGGAUCGCGACGCCUGCUCAAAUCUGCCAUGAGAAACAUGCUCGGCCCUCCCGAUUCGAAGUGACACACAACCUGUUGACCCUGUCUGCGACCAUGUCGGUCCGAAACUCCACAGUCUUCGCCGACGACGCCCAUACCGGGCCUUUGUCCAUCGACACGAGGCGUUCCAGCAUCGAACGCCCCCAGGCCCGGGAGGAUGUAGGCAAGGCCGCUGUCGAGCUCGCCUCCAUCAUGGCCAUCGCCUCCAAUCCCGUCUCCCCCGGCGCCUCCAGCCCGCCCUUGGCCCAGGGCGCCAGGAUGCAAGACUUCUCCCCGCCCACGAGACCGAGCAGUACUCCCUUCCCAGAGCCCGAGCACGGCCAGACAGACAUACGCUGCCUGAGCUGUCCCACAGGGCCAGAGGCCGGCCACCUCCACGGCUACGAUCAUGAACACGACCACAGCCACGACGACGCUGACGCUCCCUCCUCCCUCGAGCCACCCGCCCCUGGCAUCAGUGCCGCCGACCUACCCGAGUCGUCGCUCGCCAUCAACCUGAACGACCUCCCCGCCGAGAUCCACGAGUGCAUACUGGACCACCUGUUCGGCUACAGGGUGUCAGCCACCUCCAAGAGCUCUCUGGGCAUGCCGAGCGUCACCCGAAGCUGGGGCACCGCUCUGAGGCACUCACGUCGGAGGGAGCUGUCCUCCCUGGCGUUGGUGAGCAGCCUCUGGACGGUCCUGGUCCAGGAGAGGCUGUACCGGCACAUCAAGAUCAAGGCUACCGUGCGGUCCCUGAACGAAGCCGUCCAGUACUUUGCCGUCCAUCCACACCUACGACCCUAUGUGAGGCAUAUCGAGCUGUGGUUUGCCGUCUUCCAGCCUAAACAGUCCUCACUUGCAUUAUCUUCGAUCCCUACCCUACCGCCUGUCUCCCUGGACGGGCUGACAAACGCGUCCUACGUGCUACCGAAUGACAACUGCUCUCUCGAGGAGGCCUUCUACUUUGUGAGCGCCACUUUCCCCGAGGUCUGUGUCCUGACUCUUGAGGGCGGAGAGCGCAAGAAGGCGCCCAAGGUCCGCCACUUCAUCGCCGACGGGGGGCGUGACCAGCCGCUGCACGAGAAGCCGCUCCCCAGGAUUCCGCCUGUAAGGACACUGGUGUGCAAGGGCCAGUGGAAUCUGAUCAGGACUGAUAACGAUUUCUUCACCAUCGUCAAUGCCCUGCCGAACCUCCAGGAGUGGCACGGCAACUACAGCAAGGCUAAGUCCAAGAGCUAUCUGAGCAUGGCCGCCAUAUUGCUCAGGCUCCCGUCCAGCUUGACCAGCCUGAGUCUCAAUCUGGAGGGUGUCGAAUACCGAAGGGAGCUGUCCUUCCCGCCCUACUUCCUCAAGGUUUCGAGCGCCCUGCACUUCUGCACCAAGCUGGCUGAGGCCUCGACCAACAUGGAGCACUUCGCCUAUACCGGACGCGUUUGUCGGACCUUCUUCGACCUCUUGUCCAGGCUGGCGGAGCCCCGCAGCUCGCGUCUGAAGUCGAUCGACUUGACCGUGAAGAACUGCUGUCGCCAUGUGGUCCACUGGAACGAGUCGGGAUCGGGCAUCACGGACAUGAACUUCAUCAAUGCGUUUGAGGCGCUUGUCUUGGCGGGCAUCAAGGCUCUGGCGAGACUCAAGGCGGUAGAAUACCUGAGAAUACGAUACGUGGACCUAGACUCCCCUGUACCACCGCUGAACCCCUAUUUCAUCCUUCGCGAUGGCUGGUGUUCCGGUGUCUGGAGUGACGCCAUCAUUCGGGAGCUGAACCGAGCCCGCCCUGACGCCCGCUUCGAGGAUCUUGCAGAGUCAUUUGGUGAGGUGGGCAUCAACAAGGAUGGCAGGAUGGUCAUCUCACCCGAAUUUCCCAAGAGCAGAGUGCUCUCGUUGAAACUCUCCAACUACGCCUAUCUCGCUGGCGGUAUUGCCGUGCCUUGAGGCAUGCUUGGCAAGUAGGGACUGCUCGUCUCGAGUGAGAAGCUGGGGCCGUACAAUGGUUCCGUUCUGCCUUCCCUCACUGCUUGUCUUCCCUUCCUUCCUUUUUCUUUUGUCUUUGCUAUCUCCUUUGAUCUUGUGCGUUUGUGUAAAUGUGUCUCUCUGUGUCUGUGUGUAAGGAGACAAUGUUGAGUAAUUCGGAACAGGUACAGCAAUCCUUUUGCCUUUAUCCCUCUCUUUCUUUUUUUCCUCUUUUUUUUCUUUUGUCAUCGGAAGGCGGCGCCACAUGGAUGCAGAGCACGGCGUUUUGGGUUGCCCUUAAUACAGAUAUCCCUCUGGCAUCAUCGGUCUCGAGGCAUAGAAAGGCGUUUCGGAUAAGGGUUCCCAGUCAGCGGCAGCUGAAAGGGACAAUGGGAAAGAAUUAUCAACUACUGGAUGUCGGCGGUAUGAGGUCAGGGUUUGGGUUUGGGCUGUUGAUAAUAUGUAACGGGUCUCGUCAGAUGCUUCCAGACGAGGAUCUUAAUCAGCGGUGGCUGAGCAAUCUUUUAAAACACUGACGGUCCCGCCAGGUCCCUCUCAGUCGGGCUCAGAAAUUCACAACGGUCUAUCCC
Messenger RNA from Cryphonectria parasitica EP155, 3529 nucleotides. RefSeq lists its product as uncharacterized. The coding region runs from base 1062 to 2921 and encodes 619 amino acids. The transcript has 2 exons. The record is from RefSeq and is a predicted model, not a curated record. NCBI's taxonomy places the organism in Eukaryota, Fungi, Ascomycota, Sordariomycetes, Diaporthales, Cryphonectriaceae.